Messenger RNA from Aureobasidium melanogenum CBS 110374, 1647 nucleotides. Its product is annotated as uracil-5--methyltransferase. Gene Ontology annotation, biological process: tRNA processing. The transcript has 2 exons. The record is from RefSeq and is a predicted model, not a curated record. Gene Ontology annotation, molecular function: tRNA (uracil(54)-C5)-methyltransferase activity, S-adenosyl methionine-dependent. Lineage: Eukaryota; Fungi; Ascomycota; Dothideomycetes; Dothideales; Saccotheciaceae. The coding region runs from base 1 to 1647 and encodes 548 amino acids.
AUGGCUGAUUCAGCACCUGCUCAGUCCAACCAGCCUCAGAAAAGGAAAUUCAAUGAGGGAAAGAGACACUUCAAGAAGAACAAGAAGCAAAAGCAGACUACCGUCAAGGAGGGUUCCAAUGAAGAAGUCUUGAUCGCCGAUGUCCGCGCCCUACUCGAGAAGCACUCGAUCGCCUCGAAGCCUGCCGAAGACCAACCAGAAGAACAAGCCUCAUCUCCCAAACUACCAGAGCCUUUCACUGAGUACGAUGUCACAAUUGAAGAACUCUCGUCCACUGGCGACGGUCUAGCUGUCAUCCCUGGUUCCUCCCAAGUUGCUGUUGUUCCCUUCACCGCCCCUGGCGACAAGGUUACUGUCAAGAUUAUCAAGCAUCUGCAAGACACAAACUACACCUUGACCGAUUUUGUCAAGGUCCUCGAACCCUCGACCCACCGCGAUGACUCUCUGCCCAAGUGCGGCUACUUCUCCAAGUGUUCUGGCUGCCAGUUCCAAUUCCUCCCCUACCAAUACCAGCUGGACCACAAGAAGAGCAUCGUCGAAAAAGCCUACAAGAACUUCUGCAACCUGCCCGCACACCUUGUCCCUGCUAUUGGCGACACAAUUGGCUCACCUCUGCAAUACGGAUACCGUACCAAGUUGACUCCUCACUUCGAUGGUCCUCCUGGUGGCAGAAGGGACAGACGUCAAGGUGUCAAAGCUGUCUUCUCGGAGGUACCGCCGAUCGGUUUCAUGCUGAAGGGAACUCGUAAGACUAUGGAUAUUGAGGAUUGCCCUAUCGGUACGGAUGCUGUGCGCAUGGGUAUGAAGAACGAGAGAGAAAGAGUCAAGGUCGAACUGGAAAAGUACCAGCGUGGUGCCACAUUGCUGCUUCGUGAAAGCACAAAGCGUAUCGACAAGAAGGAUCUACCUCAAGGGCAGCAGACCAACGGCGCGAGCGAGUCCAAGGACUACAUUGACGAGGACCGUGGCGCACACAUUCAUCGCAAGACAUGCGUCACUGACCAGAACGCUGUUUCGACAGAGUAUGUCGACGACUUCCGCUUCGACAACCCUGCCGGUUCUUUCUUCCAGAACAACAACUCUAUUCUUCCCAGCUUCACUCAGUACAUUCGCGACAACAUUCUGCCAAAGGACCAACCAGCGGAUGCACCCAAGAUCACAAACCUGAUCGACGCCUAUUCUGGCAGUGGCCUCUUCACCGUCACUCUAUCACCUCUCUUCAAGAACUCCAUCGGCAUCGAUGUCUCGACAAAAUCCAUCGAGUUCGCCUCCACAAACGCCAAACUAAACAACAUCCCUCCCACAUCUGCGCGCUUCCUCGCUGGUGACGCCAACAACAUCUUCGCCGAAAUCAAGUUCCCUGCUGCCGAGACUGCCGUCGUCAUUGAUCCUUCGAGAAAGGGUUGUGAUGAGAACUUCCUUGGCCAGUUGCUGCAGUUUGGACCUGAGAGGGUGUGCUAUGUCAGUUGCAACGUGCACACUCAGGCUAGAGAUGUGGGUGUCUUGGUUGGAGGUCUUGCUGGCAUUAAUGGAGGUAAAGGCUUGUAUGAGAUUGAGAGUUUGAGAGGCUUUGAUUUCUUCCCUCAGACUGGUCAUGUUGAGGGUGUUGCUUUCUUGAGGAAGAAGAAGGAUGUUGCUGUUGCUUGA